Molecule: messenger RNA, 1119 nt
Organism: Cyprinodon variegatus (sheepshead minnow)
Lineage: Eukaryota; Metazoa; Chordata; Actinopteri; Cyprinodontiformes; Cyprinodontidae
Gene: myod1
Product: myoblast determination protein 1 homolog
Exons: 3
Coding region: 99-926 (275 amino acids)
Biological process (GO): regulation of transcription by RNA polymerase II; muscle organ development; positive regulation of myoblast differentiation
Molecular function (GO): DNA-binding transcription factor activity, RNA polymerase II-specific; RNA polymerase II cis-regulatory region sequence-specific DNA binding; protein dimerization activity
Source: RefSeq, a predicted model, not a curated record
CAGAAAUCAAGCAUCACUUCUCUGCUGUUGCCUAAACACUUCAAUUGGAAGCUGGUUGUUUGCUUCUGCACUCUGUUCUGUAUUCUUCGGACCCACUUAUGGAGUUGUCGGAUAUUUCCUUCCCCAGCCCCGCUGUGGAUGAUUUCUAUGAUGACCCCUGCUUUAACACCAGUGACAUGCACUUCUUUGAGGACCUGGAUCCGCGGCUGGUGCAUGUGGUCCCGCUGAAACCUGAGGACUCCUCCUCUUCCUUAUCAUCCUCCUCCUCCUCCUCCUCACCUUACUCCCACCUGCAUCAUCACCUUCAGCGCGCAGAGGCGGAGGAUGAGGAGCACGUCCGGGCCCCUAGCGGGCACCAUCAAGCGGGCCGCUGCCUGCUGUGGGCCUGCAAAGCUUGCAAAAGGAAGACCACCAAUGCAGACAGAAGAAAGGCCGCGACCAUGCGUGAGCGGCGGCGGCUCAGCAAAGUUAACGACGCCUUCGAGACUCUGAAGCGCUGCACGACGGGCAACCCCAACCAGAGACUGCCCAAGGUGGAGAUCCUACGGAACGCCAUCAGCUACAUCGAGUCUCUGCAGGCGCUGCUUCGAGGCGGACAGGAGGAGAGCUUCUACCCGCUGCUGGAGACAUACAGCGGGGACUCAGACGCGUCCAGUCCGCGCUCCAACUGCUCCGAUGGAAUGACAGAUUAUGACGGUCCAAACAGGACAAGAAGCUUUGGCAGCGGUUCAAUAUUCUCUGGGAAAGCAAUCGCUGAUCCAAAGAGGGAGCGCAGCUCCAUGGUUUCCAGCCUGGACUGCCUGUCCAGCAUUGUGGAGCGGAUCUCCACGGUCAGCAGCAGCGAGGCAGGAAAGGCCCCUGCGCUCAUCCAAAUCCCCUCCCCGACCACCAACCAGGACCCAGACCCCAUCUAUGAAGUCCUAUAGAGACUCUGACUCAAUGCCAGCUGGGAAGUCAGUGUGCUGCUUUGAUUGUAGAGCUCACAGAAAACCACUGUAACUAAAAAAACAAUUAUUUAAUUUUUUUCUAUUUAGAAGAGUCUUCAUCAGCUGUUUGUGGCUACAAGCCUUGUUUUUAUUUCAUGUCAAAGCUCAUUUCUGCCCUGAAGUCAGUUACCUA